AUGGAGUGCCAGAAUUGUGAGCUGAAACAACGCCAGUUCUACUGCGAGAGUUGUCUUAGGCAGCACUUGUUGUCUUUCCGUCUCCAAACGAAUCAUCUUGCUACCGAUCGGGACGCUCACAUUGCCUCGGCGCAGCGUGCACUAGUCACUGUGGUUGACCCUGCCCGACUGAUAAGAGCUGACCUUAAGGGCACCGAGGAAAGAGUGCGAGAGUUGUGGGAGGGUGUCGAUGAAGUCAGGAAAGUAAACGAAAAGACACGAGAACGGCUAAGGAAUCGUCGCAGUACAUUUUCCGCCCGCCGGCGGACUAUCGCGAUCGCGUCUUCUACAUUCAACCAUCCCCCUACGCCUUCAACGUCCGCCUCUCCUCCCCAGGCCUUUACACCGACCCCUCCCGGCUCGUAUCCCUCCUCACACGAUCUCCCGCACUCUCCAGUUUCCACGUCUCCUCAAUCUUCCCGGCCCAUAGUGCACCGCCGUGGGUCUUCGUCUUCUAGCGUACCCGGUUCUAGCACCAUCGUCCGCCCUGCAAUGUCCGGAUCCCGUACAGCGCAGCCACUCCCCUCGCGUCCAACACUUUCCAUCCUCUUAACUUCACCGCACGCGCCACUCGGUGUUAGCUCGCCCAUCCAGACGCGUCCGGGCUAUGCGGCGUCGAACAAGAGUGCUGAUUCACUAACACGCCAGAUUGACGAGGCAACGUAUCAGCUCGCUGCUUUGUCUGACACGCUUGCGCGUGCACGGUCUGGGUUAGUGCAGGAGCUAGUGGAGGUCUUCAGCAUUGUAGAAGUUGGCGGUCGUCCACCAUUAGGUGGUAAAGCGGGUACGAAGGGGGAAUGGACCAUUGGGGGGCUUGUCCUACCCGUUCCCGGUGACAUCAGACGAUAUCCUCCAGAUCAUAUCAACGCAGUGCUCACGCAUACGCUUCAUUUUCUCUCCUUGCUUGCGUUCUACCUCGGUAUCAAGCUCCCAUUUGAGGUCAUUUGGAGCAGAUCUACUACACCGCCAUUGCCGUCGAGCAGCAAUAGCAGCUCCUCUUCGGCGAACCUCAAGGGUAAUGGACUCUUGGGUGUAGGUAUUCCAUGGCUCGGUGCGUGUAAGGGCGGUGAGAGCGGAGGAUGGGCGCGAUGGUCAGCGAAACAUCCUUUGCAUGUCUCGUCGUCCUCUCCUGCGACACCCUCCACCACAGCUGCUCCCCCAACCGGUUCUAACGAUCGGGCUUCACGGCCUGGCGGCUAUCCGCGUCCUGCCAGCAAGUCAUCGGUGCCGUCGUCCUCGUCUUCCGCCAAGUCUACACCUACACGUUCCAACGCACUGUCGGCGUCGCUCGCGGACUCACAACUUGAGGAUCUUUCGGGUACAGGCGUUGGCGCUGGUACGUCGACUCAUAACAGUUCGUUCACGACAGCCCUCGCGAUGCUGCUGUACAAUGUCUGCUACCUUGCACAUACACAAGCAGUUGACGUACCGCUCGCGCAGGCGGGCGAGGUGCUCGGGAACCUCUGGGCGGUGUGUUGCAGCCAGGAGCUCGGGAGGAAAUCGCAUGAGACACAUCCGCUCCUUCCUGCUCCCACUCCGCCGAGCUUCCCGCUGGACUUCGCGCAGCUUCUCCAGGCGACUGCAGCGAACCCGACACGCCCACGUGCGCGGGGAACGACGGGUAGGGAGACGCAUCACGCCGAGCGCAUUGUGGAGGAAGACGAGGAUGGGUGGGAUUUGGUCGAUGCAGAUGGUGCCGACUAG
Molecule: messenger RNA, 1743 nt
Organism: Sparassis crispa
Lineage: Eukaryota; Fungi; Basidiomycota; Agaricomycetes; Polyporales; Sparassidaceae
Exons: 6
Coding region: 1-1743 (580 amino acids)
Biological process (GO): SNARE complex assembly
Cellular component (GO): lytic vacuole; endosome
Molecular function (GO): SNARE binding
Source: RefSeq, a predicted model, not a curated record